AGAACAAUGAUUGAAACUGCUUGUGAUCCUUCGAUUGAAAGACAUUUUAAAGGCCAUGACAAUAUUAUUACAAGUUUAUGUUUUCAUCCUGAAACCACUCAACUCGUAUCGAGCAGUUUGGAUAAAACUUUAAUAAUAUGGAAUCUUAAGGAGUCUGUAAGGGCUUACAGAUUUUUAGGACAUAAAGAUGCUAUUAAUGAUGUUACCUAUGCUCCAUCGGGAGAAGUCAUAGCUAGUGUAUCUAAAGAUAGGUCUGUCAGAAUUUGGGUCCCUAAAGUAACAGGUCAAUGUUUAGAGUUCAAAGCGCAUUCAGGGGCUAUUAGAUCAGUAGAAUUUAGUCCAGAUGGAGAGAAGUUACUUACUGCAUCGGACGAUAAAAGCAUUAAAUUAUGGACUGUGUGUCAAAGAAAAUUUUUGAUGUCUUUAGUAAGUCACACAAGUUGGGUCAGAUGUGCUAGAUUUUCUUCGGAUGGUAGACUUAUAGUCUCCUGUAGCGACGAUAAAACAAUAAAAUUGUGGGAUUUUACUAGCGGACAAUGUAUUAAAACUUUUAACGAUGUAAAAGCUUAUAACACAUAUGUGGAAUUUCAUCCAAGCGGCUCUGUUAUUGGAUCUGCAAAUAUGACUGGUAGUAUUAAAUUGUUUGAUUUGCGUUCUUCUUCUUUAUAUCAACAUUAUGCAACUCAUAAAGGUCCCGUGAACAUGGUCAAAUUUCAUCCUAAAGGGAACUUCAUGUUAACUGCUUCUGAUGAUUCCACAAUGAAGGUUUUAGAUUUAUUAGAGGGUCGUCCAAUUUAUACACUUAAGGGGCACGCAAAUGGUACAAGUGUAACAUCAAUAACAUUCUCUUCUAAUGGGGAAUUUUUUGCUUCUGGUGGAGCAGAUCGUCAAUUAUUAAUGUGGAAAACUAAUUUUGAUAAAGAUGAUAUUGAUCGUAAAAUUCCCUGUCAAUCACUUUCAUCCACUAAAAAAUUAAUAUCCAAUAUUAAAGAUGAAAAAUUACAUAAAAGUAAUGAUGUUUUGGAACAGGAAGAAGAAGAAGAAGAAGAAGAAGAAGAAGAACUAUUAAAUACAAAAUUUGAUAAACUGAAUUUACAAAAUACUAGAAGUCAUUGUAAAGUACCUGAUUUUGAAGACUUGAAAGAGAAUGUAGAACAAAAAAUAAUUAAUUUAAAAGAUAAAAAACCCACUAAGCAAGAUCGUACAGCAAACGAAUUACACGUAUCCAAAAACAUUUCCGAUCCACAGUUUUCUAGACAUUCAAGCAAUAUAGUGGAUGCACUUAAUGAACAAGUACAGUCGCUACGCGAUGUUGUUGCUGUAUUAGAACAACGCUUAACAGUGUUAGAAGAAGAAUUAAGGAAAUAA
Colletes gigas is the source of this 1368-nucleotide messenger RNA. It is a transcript of the gene Poc1, whose product is annotated as POC1 centriolar protein homolog A. The transcript has 5 exons. The coding region runs from base 7 to 1368 and encodes 453 amino acids. Gene Ontology annotation, cellular component: ciliary basal body; centriole. Gene Ontology annotation, molecular function: protein binding. Gene Ontology annotation, biological process: cilium assembly. The record is from RefSeq and is a predicted model, not a curated record. Lineage: Eukaryota; Metazoa; Arthropoda; Insecta; Hymenoptera; Colletidae.